This is a messenger RNA of Sorex fumeus (smoky shrew), 1973 nucleotides long. RefSeq names its product thymocyte selection associated family member 2 (gene THEMIS2). Lineage: Eukaryota; Metazoa; Chordata; Mammalia; Eulipotyphla; Soricidae. The record is from RefSeq and is a predicted model, not a curated record. The coding region runs from base 35 to 1945 and encodes 636 amino acids. Gene Ontology annotation, biological process: T cell receptor signaling pathway. The transcript is spliced from 6 exons.
UCAGGGCGCCCCGCGAACCGCCCGGACCCCAGCCAUGGAGCCCUCUUCGCUGCAGGACUUUGUGAGCACCCUGGAUCCCGCCUCCCUCCCACGGGUGUUGCGGGUCUGCUCCGGGGUUUACUUCCAAAGCUCCAUCUAUGAGAUCUCUGGGAACGAGUGCUGCCUGUCCACGGGGGACCUGAUCAAGGUCAUCCAGGUUCACCUGGAGAAAGUGAUCUGUAGGAACCCCGAAACCGGCCAGACCAUGGAGCUCGCCCUCAACUUCCAGGGCCCCUUCAUCCCCCUUGCUGGCCCCCAGAGCUACAGAAGCCUGGAGGAGCUGGUCACGGCGACCACUCGGAACUCCAAGAAGCUGCCUGUGUAUUUCAUGUCAAGCUGCAGCAUCAAGGUGGAGGCCAGGACGGUGCCUGCGGGCCAGGUGCUCAUGCUGGAGGCGGUGGACAAAAGCUCCACAGGUGGCUACGCACGCUGUGUGCAGGUUAUGGGGACGCAACAGGUGGUGCUGUACCUGCCCCUGUCCCAGACGGGGCCUUUCUGGCAGUGCAUGUCCGGGACCCCGCAGACCUUGCUGCAAGCCCUGCACGACUCAGUGUCCAGAGACCGUCUCUUCAGCUGCCCCCGUCUCCCCUGGAACUCGCUGGUCCUGCUGCCCCAGUUCGAGUUGCAAGCGAUCAUGCAGAUGCGCAGGACUGUGGUCAAGAUCCCCUCCACCCUGGAGAUCGACGUGGAAGAUGUCACAAGUUCCUCCCAGCAUGUCCACUUCAUCAAACCUCUAUUGCUGAGCGAGGUCCUGGCCCAGGGAGGCCCCUUCCCCCAGCUCGUGGAGAUCCUGGAGGUUCCUCAGGGGCCCCCCAUCUUCCUCAGUCCCUGGCUGACCUCCUUGCAGAUAGGCCAGCGGCUCUGCAUCUAUGGACCGGCCUCACCUCCAUGGCGGGUCCUGGCAUCCACCAAGGGCCGGAAGCUGCCCCGACACUUCCUGCUGUCCGGGGCCUACCGGGGCAAGCUGCGGCGGCGGCCCCGGGAGUUCCCCACCGCCUAUGACAUCCUGGGCGCCAUCCAGCCAGGCCGGCCACUCCGGGUGGUGGCCAUGAAGGACUAUGAGGACGAGAACUUGGAGAACCCCGAGUUCCCGUCCCUGUCUGUGGGCGACAGGCUGGAGGUGUUGGAGUCUGGUGAGGCCUGUGGGGCUCAGGACAGGGUCAUGGAUGUUUUGGUGUGUCAGCGACGGAGCGACCAGGCAGAGGAGGAAGAGGAGGAAGAGCUGGCUGAGCACGAGCAGGUCCUGCUGCCCCUCUACUUCCCGGGGCCUUUCGUGGAGGAGAUGAAUGACAGCCGGCGCUACAGCCUGGCUGAGCUGACUGCUCAGUUCCCUCUGCCCAGUGAAGUCAAGGUGGUGGCCAAGGAUGCCAGCCACCCUGCUGACCCUCUGCUCUCCUUCCUGGGCCUGCGGCUGGAGGAGAAGAUCAUGGAGCCCUUCCUGGUGGCCAGCCUGGACUCUGAGCCCGGGGUGUGUUUUGAGAUCCCUCCUAGGUGGCUGGACCUGACCGUGGUGGUGGCCGAGGAGCAGCCCGCCCAGGCAGCAGGGUCUGUGCUUGUGGCCACCGUAGAGGAGCUGACCGAAACCUUCUAUUAUCACCUGCGGAAGCUGCCCACUCAACAGAGUCAAGCCCCUCCACCCAGGCCCCCCAAGCGGGACCUGAGCCAGAAGAGCCAGAGCAAGGAGACAGAAGUGAAGUCUCAAGACAUCCAAUCCCAGCCACUUGCUCUGCUGCCGAAACCCAAGAUGGACACCUGGCCCAGGGCCACUGAGGACAGAAUCAAUCUGUAUAGUCAGGUUCCCAGCUCCAAGAGGGGCCUCAAGUCCACUAAACCCAAGAUCCUGGACCGAGACGCAGACGAACACGAUUAUGAAGAGAUCACCGAGCAAUUUCAGAAAACCCUCUAGGCGCCAGGGGAACCAUGCUUCUUACCGG